UAAAUUCCCCAAAUUCCAUUCCUCCACCGUCCGUCACUAUCAAUUUCUCCGCCUCAAUCAAACCAGAUCCGCCGCCGCCGAUCGCCCAUGUUUCUCUUGGACUGGUUUUACGGCGUUUUGGCAUCUCUUGGUUUAUGGCAGAAGGAGGCUAAGAUCUUGUUCCUCGGCCUCGAUAAUGCCGGAAAAACCACGCUCCUCCACAUGCUCAAGGAUGAGAGAUUAGUGCAGCAUCAGCCGACGCAGUAUCCGACGUCGGAGGAGCUCAGUAUUGGCAAAAUUAAGUUCAAAGCUUUCGAUUUAGGAGGUCAUCAGAUCGCUCGUAGAGUCUGGAAGGACUAUUACGCUAAGGUUGAUGCUGUAGUUUACUUAGUGGACGCCUAUGACAAGGAGCGUUUUGCAGAAUCGAAGAAAGAACUUGAUGCACUACUUUCUGAUGAGGCCCUUGCCACUGUCCCAUUUCUCGUUCUGGGAAACAAGAUUGACAUACCAUAUGCUGCAUCUGAAGAAGAAUUGCGUUAUCACCUUGGCUUGGAUGGUGUGACAACUGGAAAAGGGAAGGUUAAUCUUGAAGAUAGUAAUGUGCGCCGCCCUCUUGAGGUCUUCAUGUGCAGCAUUGUGCGCAAAAUGGGCUAUGGUGAUGGUUUCAAAUGGGUCUCACAAUAUAUUAAUUAGAGUUGUUACCAUGUAAAUGUCUAAUGGGUAUUGCCCAUAACUCUUAUUUCUUGAAGAAGAUGGGAAGAACUGCUCCUCAUCGAAAAGAUAAAAAAAUUUAAAUGGUAGAGUAUUAAUUUCUUUCA
Molecule: messenger RNA, 797 nt
Organism: Salvia hispanica
Lineage: Eukaryota; Viridiplantae; Streptophyta; Magnoliopsida; Lamiales; Lamiaceae
Product: small COPII coat GTPase SAR1A-like
Biological process (GO): intracellular protein transport
Molecular function (GO): GTP binding; GTPase activity
Source: RefSeq, a predicted model, not a curated record